AUGAGGCAAAUGAACACGAUUGUUAAUAGUAUACGUCGCACGUUAGACUUGAUUUUUGUGAAUGACGAAGCUGGCGAUGCCUGCACUAUGUCUGAAGCACAUGAGCCUAUUAUCGAAGCGCACCCUUUUCAUCCCCCGCUUCUAGUUACACUUCGCAUCUCACUGCCCGCAACCUUCGAAUCUGUUGCAACAACUAACGAUUUCAACUUCGGUAAAAUUGAUUUUGUUGCCUUCAAGGAAUCACUGCAUAUCUUGGACUGGACAGAACUUGACAAUUUGGCUGAUGUGGACUUAGCUGUUGACUAUUUUGACGCGACACUUAACCGUUUAUUUCGUAUUCACGUACCGGUACCGCGACUGCAUGCUAAACCUCCCUGGUCUAAUUCCAGACUACAUUUGAAGCGGAACCGAUCUGCUGCUUUAAGAAAGUAUACGAAUAGGCGCAAUCCCGUGACCAAGCAUGAUUUUUGCCAAAUAAGUAAUGAGUAUCGGACUUAUAGUCGUCAUCUUUAUUCUUGCUAUGUGAGGCGUAUGCAAGACGAUCUAAGAAAGAACUCGAAAAGAUUUUGGUCUUUCGUUAAUGAAAAGCGCAAACAAGCUGGACUACCAUCUUACAUGUUUCUGGGAAAUUUAACUUCCGAUAAUCAACAAACUACCUGUGACCUGUUCGAGAGACACUUUUCCAGUGUUUUUAAUUCAACCACUGCCUCUACUGCUCAAGUUGGCGAUGCGAUGCGCAAUGUUCCUGAAAAUAUGUUUGAUCUUGGUUCUGUUCGUUUCUGCGAAGCCGACAUUAACACUGGUCUCUCGAAAUUGAAAAAUUCGUCAAGUGCUGGCCCGGAUGGUAUACCAUUAAUCGUUUUAAAAAAAUGUGCUGGAGAACUAUGUACACCCUUAUUAAAGAUCUGCAACAUGUCCCUUCAACAACUUAAGUUCCCAGAGUCCUGGAAAAGGUCGUAUGUUUUGCCGGUGUUUAAAAAAGGUGAUAAAUGCAACAUAGAAUAUUACCGUGGAGUUACAUCCCUAUGUGCAUGCUCGAAAUUGCUGGAGAUCAUUGUCUGUGAGCUUUUGUUCAGCAAAGUAAAAUCGUACAUUUCGAUGGAACAGCAUGGUUUUAUUUCCAAAGCGCUCCAUAAGUACAAAUUUAUUACUGUUCAGUUCCUUUUGCCUCCGACAUAUGGAAUGUGCUGCCCAGGUUGA
Molecule: messenger RNA, 1200 nt
Organism: Sabethes cyaneus
Lineage: Eukaryota; Metazoa; Arthropoda; Insecta; Diptera; Culicidae
Exons: 1
Coding region: 1-1200 (399 amino acids)
Source: RefSeq, a predicted model, not a curated record